CAGAAGGCAUCAGGCCGUGGUGUGUCGGUGCUGCUCGGAGAUACUGUGGAAGCCCCACAAGCCCUCCGUGACUGCCAGUGAAAAGCAAGAGGUGAAGGGGCCAUGAAGUGGGGGCUGCUCCUCCCCUGCCUGGCUGCCCUGCUGCGCGCUGCCGGCCCCCUGCGGAUCUGCGCCUUCAACAUCCAGACUUUUGGGGACAACAAAGCCGACAAUGACGCCGUCAGGAAGGUGAUUGUGAAGAUCCUCUCCCGCUACGACAUCGCCCUGGUGCAAGAGGUGCGCGACUCGGAUCUCAGCGCUGUCACUACCUUGAUGGAGCAGCUCAACAGGGCCUCCAAGAACUCCUAUGACUACAUUAUCAGUGAGCCGCUGGGUCGGGAGAAAUACAAGGAGAUGUACCUCUUCAUCUACAGGACAGAGAGCGUCUCUCCCGAGGCCCAGUACCAGUACCCCAACCACAACGACGCCUUCAGCAGAGCCCCCUUCAUCGUGAAGUUCUCCGUUCCCGGCUCAAAGGGAGACCCGCUGAUCCUGGUGCCGCUUCACACGCCUCCGAGUGAGGCCGUGGCCGAAAUAGACGCCCUCUACGACGUUUACCUGAAGGUCAUUGACAAGUGGGGGACGGAUAACAUGAUGUUUCUCGGAGACUUCAACGCCGACUGCAGUUACGUGGCGAAGAAGGACUGGGCCUCCAUCCGCCUGCGCACCAGCGAGGUCUUCAAGUGGCUCAUCUCGGACUCCACAGACACCACCGUGGGCCAGUCGGACUGUGCCUAUGACAGGAUCGUGGUGAGCGGCUCAAGGCUGAGGAAGUGGAUCGACCCCGAGUCUGCCAAGGUGUAUGACUUCCAGACUGCCCUCAAGCUGAGCCAGGAAGAGGCUCUAGCAGUCAGUGAUCAUUUCCCCGUGGAGGUGACGCUGGGUUCUCAGUGACAGUCCUUGCUACCUCAUGUCGAGGGAGGCCAAAGGGUCGCAGCCGCUGGGCCUCCACCGCAGCCCAUUUCUUCACUCUGCUGCAUCUCAGUCUUCCAGCCUCCCAAGAAGGUCUUCAGCUGGGGUCACGUAUACCUCUCCAGAAGCAGACCCAAGAGCCCAAAUGUCGCAGGGCAGGAUGGCAGCCAGGCAUUUUCCUCCCCAGUAGCAAACUCUGAAGUCCAAUCUCACCACAAUGCAGCGAAUUUACAGCAUGCAUUUCUCAAAGCAGGAAUCCAUUUUAUCGCACAGAAUGAAGUUAUAUAUUGAACGCAUGAAGCUGCCUUCUACUGAAUCAGAACCUUG
Molecule: messenger RNA, 1278 nt
Organism: Gekko japonicus
Lineage: Eukaryota; Metazoa; Chordata; Lepidosauria; Squamata; Gekkonidae
Gene: DNASE1L2
Product: deoxyribonuclease I-like 2
Exons: 9
Coding region: 103-933 (276 amino acids)
Biological process (GO): DNA catabolic process
Cellular component (GO): nucleus
Molecular function (GO): DNA nuclease activity
Source: RefSeq, a predicted model, not a curated record